GGACGGACCGACGGAGGACCCCAUCCGCCAUUUAAGAUUGCCAUAUAUACAUGCCCAGCUUGCGAAGCUAGUUGCCUCUCCAAUCUCUCUCUCUCUUCUGAUCUCGAUCUCCUUAUUAGCUUCUCUGAAUUAUUGAAAGUUUUCAGACGGACGGCGGUGAUUGAUGAAAAUGAGUUGCAGAGGCGGCGCUGACUCUCACCACAAUAAUAAUAAUGUGAGGGAAAAGUCGUUCAGAAUCCGGCACGACGACCUCAAGUUGUUCUCCAGGUUUCUUUCACGGCAAGAAACCUCCAAUCGUUACUACGGCGAUGUUUCCGUGCCGUUUGUCUGGGAGUCGCAGCCGGGAACUCCAAAGCACAGAUUCGCCGACUCCGCCGCCGCGCUCCGCCCUCCGCUCACUCCUCCUCCCUCUUACUACUCCAAUUCCAAAUUCACGCCGGCCGUAGCUCCGGCCAGGGACAAAAAGGCGCUCCGGCCGGGAUCCAUUCUUCUACGAACUUUGCUCACCAAGGUGAGUCUCCGGAGAACCAAAUCAGCCGCCUCGGCGGCGCCUCCGCCGCCGUCGCUCUCCCUCUCGCCGUCUUUCUCCUCCUCCUCCUCCUCCCUCUCCUCGUUCUCCACCACGCCCACGCGCUCCAGCUUCCGCGGCCGGCGAGCGCGGCGGUUUUCCGGCUCCGGCUCCUCCUUCGAUAAGGGCGUUGAAGACAUUGCCAAGGCGGAGCCGUCGCCGGCGUGCUGCGGUAUCAUCAACAUGGAGCGGAGUAUCAUCGCGAAGAAGGUUCUGUUCUCCAUUGUUGGCCGCCGCCAAAACCUUAAUUAGUUCGUCUUUCAACCGUCAUUUUCACAUGAUUAUGUCCUUAAUUUUUGUUUGUCUUUCAAUCAUAAUCUUUAGAACAUGAUUGCUCAGCUCAACGUUAAUUCUCUGAGUUCAUCAAUGUAAAUCUAGUAAUCUACUUGUUUGCUUGACUGAUUAGUUGAUGAUUUGCAUCGUAUAUUAAUUUUGGGAUA
Messenger RNA from Ipomoea triloba (trilobed morning glory), 1008 nucleotides. RefSeq lists its product as uncharacterized. NCBI's taxonomy places the organism in Eukaryota, Viridiplantae, Streptophyta, Magnoliopsida, Solanales, Convolvulaceae. The transcript has a single exon. Bases 164 to 820 code for a protein of 218 amino acids. The record is from RefSeq and is a predicted model, not a curated record.